Messenger RNA from Homarus americanus (American lobster), 5422 nucleotides. RefSeq names its product 14-3-3 protein epsilon (gene 14-3-3epsilon). The coding region runs from base 120 to 899 and encodes 259 amino acids. Gene Ontology annotation, biological process: signal transduction. Lineage: Eukaryota; Metazoa; Arthropoda; Malacostraca; Decapoda; Nephropidae. Gene Ontology annotation, cellular component: cytoplasm. The transcript has 6 exons. The record is from RefSeq and is a predicted model, not a curated record.
AGGAAUACACGGCUGGGCGAGACAGCUGUCGGGUGCGGCCAUAUUGUGCGAAGGUUCUUGUGCUGUGCCAAAAACUUCCCUAUAUCCCCAUUUAUCGGCGUCAUCAGCGCGUUUCCACCAUGACGGAGAGAGAGGAUAAUGUGUACAGGGCCAAGCUCGCCGAACAAGCAGAGAGAUAUGACGAAAUGGUGGAAGCCAUGAAGAUGGUGGCGUCAAUGGACGUGGAGCUAACAGUAGAGGAGCGAAACCUCUUAUCUGUCGCAUACAAGAACGUCAUCGGCGCACGACGAGCCUCAUGGCGGAUCAUCUCGUCUAUUGAGCAGAAAGAAGAGAACAAGGGCGGUGAGGAGAAGUUGGAGAUGAUCAGGAAUUACAGGACACAGGUGGAAAAAGAGUUAAAGGAUAUUUGCUCCGACAUCUUGGGUCUCUUGGACAAACACCUCAUCCCCACCGCUUCUGCUGGAGAGAGCCGUGUGUUCUUCUACAAGAUGAAGGGUGACUACCACAGGUAUCUGGCCGAGUUUGCCACGAGUAACGACAGGAAGGCAGCCGCUGAGAACUCCCUCGUGGCGUACAAGGCUGCCAGCGAUAUUGCCAUGACAGAGCUGCCCCCCACACAUCCCAUCAGGUUGGGUCUGGCCCUCAACUUCUCCGUUUUCUACUACGAGAUUUUGAACAGUCCGGAACGAGCAUGCCGUCUGGCGAAGGCUGCGUUUGAUGAUGCAAUUGCAGAGUUGGACACAUUAUCAGAGGAAAGCUACAAGGACUCUACUCUUAUUAUGCAGCUGUUACGAGACAACCUCACGUUAUGGACCUCAGAUAUGCAGGGAGAAAGUGGAGAUGGAGAGCAGAGAGAGAAAGAACAGGUGCAGGAUGUGGAGGACCAGGAUGUAAGCUAAUGUGGUAGUGGCGGCGGUGGCCCCUUCACCUCUCCACCACCACCAUCACCACCACCUCCUCUUACUCCUCCUCUACCACCACCACCACCACCACCACCCCUUCCCACAGUGGAGCUCCAAUACCAACACCUCUCUCCAACACUGCCAAAGAUGUCUACAUCACCUACACCAUUUUGCAAUGGAGAGAAGAUGACUCGAGUGCUUUCCGAAGAAGUGCUUGUAGAAACGCAGUUACGGGGAAAGGGAUGGGUUUUCUGUGUACAUUCAUUAGUUCUGAUAACUUAUGCCUAUGGUUGCUGCUCACCAGUGAGAUAUCUCCUGUAAAUUUAGCAUGCUUUAACUUAACAUGGUAACCAGUUGUAUAUUUAGAUGUAUUUGCUGUGUCAAGGAUUAAAUCUCAUCCAGAGUAUGGUGUGGACAUUUUGGUUGGUUGCAUUCCCUGUGCAAAGUGAAUUUGUUAACUGCUGGAGCUCUGCUGUGAUGACGGGAAAGGACUUGGCACCAUCAUUCCAAUCCUUCGUCCUAAGUUCGGCAUUUUCAUCACACUCUUUGUGUUUGAAAAGAUCCAUUGCAUCAUUUGUUGUGUAUUUAUUAUUGAUAUUGGUACGUGAUAAGAAAUUUAAAUAUUAGGUAGGUUAAUUCUUUUUUAAUACUAUGAUUUCCUUGUAUAUUUUCAUGGGGUCUUAAAUUAAGACCAUUUUUCCGUUAAUCCCUCUUUGGUGUUCGGUGUCUCAAGUGGGCGUUUAUGUUCCCCAGCUCAAUGUUGACUUACGGCCCGGGGUGAGCGAGUUGGGCGACCAAGAUCCAGCUUAACCAGCCUUUCCCCGCCCCGACCCCCAAAAUGCCCACCCGGGUUGGGGUUGCAUAUCCUCAAUAUAAUCCUGAGGCCAGCAUUUCCUCUCUAGCAUUGGGUCAUUUACAUUAUCUUGACAUUUUUUGUACCAUGCAAUCUCUCUUCCCUACCGUGUGAAUGAGCUAAAGCGCGUCUUGGCACUUAUUUUCUCGCUUGGGGAAUUAGCACAGUUAAGUUGAUGGAAUCUUCUUUUGAUCGUUUGUCUGUCUGUCCAAGUUGUCUUGUUGUUCUAACCGUUUAUAUAUCAUUGCUGAACAUGUUCAUUAGAAAGAAGUUUGUGGCCUAUUUGGUAGGGUGUUUACGGACGUCCAGCGUGCCCGAGACGAUCCGGACGGAGACGUUAAGAGUUUUUCGGGCAGCCGGGCAAAGAGGGGCUCGGGGCGUUGAUCGCGUGGACUAGUAGGUAAACUUCACUUUAAGGCUUGGAGCUGUACAGUACGUAGAGCAUCCCUAGAUCAGCGGUCUUGCCCCGGACUUCUUAGUCUCCCCUAACUUCUGAGUCACAUCAUUUAGUGUUUACUGAGUAGAGUUUGCGCUUCAGUACACUCGUGCUUUUCCCCAGCUGUGUGUGAUUGAGGUCACAAAAAUUGACUGUUCAGUACAGUAACGAGCCUUUUCUAGACCAUUAUAAAAGGUCCCAUUACUUGACCGGAGCCCCCUCGUGGGUUCAAGUAACUAGACAGGAGCCUAAAUGAACUGGAACAGGCAAGUUGAGUGUUAGAGUAAUAGUGUUCCACUGCUGCUGGUGCAGAGAAAGCAUCAUCAAAGUAAGCCGAGUCAUUGAUCAGAGCAGAGUGAACGUUUUUAAUCUCGUAAUGAAUAUCACCGCCGAUCAGUCUUGUCUAUUGAGAAUCCAGCCGGCCUAUAGCUUUAGUUCCAUCUUUUACCUCAAUAUUUUGUUGAUCGCUUGGUGCUGCCUGUCGUUGCAAAACAAAACUUCCCCCUUGUUGCAGCUAAGGGCAUUUGAAUAAGAGCCACUUGUUUGAUGUAAUGUUAUUCCUUUUGGGAUAGGCACACAGGUCACUUUCAGAGUUGCCAGAUUAAAUGUAUCAUCUUUUAAAACAAGUCAGCCAUAUGACCUGUCAUACAGUACCUACAACAUAGUAAACUAAAAGCACUGAUUUGACCACAUAUUCCAGUUCACUAUAGUCUUAUAGAGUAUUAAUGCAUUACCUUAAAACAAAAUCCUUAUUUUGGAAAAAAGCUGUAUUGAGUGUGAGCAUUCUGUUCAUUCAAAAGUUUGCUCACUAGUUGGAAGGUGUUUGUGGGUUGGUGGUAGAUAGUGUCAACAAGUGUUGACAAGUUCCCUUUCCUUCUCCUUUUCCCACUCUCUCUACUUUUCCUUCAGUUGAGGGGAGCUGUUCUCCUGUAUCUCACUGGAUGAGAAGAGAAAAGGUGUUGAACAUUAUCUUCUACCUGGCCCACUGAGCCAUUUAACUAGCUCGAAAAUUCCCCCUUCCCUCUCAUCCACACUUACUCCCCUCCCCCCCUCCCUCACCAUCCCUGACCCUUCGUUUCAUGUGGGUCACUCCUAGUUGCUGGUACAGUAGGCUAUGCUUAGCCCUUCCUGGCUUCUUCCGUGUCUAGUAUUUGUGUCGCAACUGGGGAAAAUUGACCCGGGUGCAAAACUUGCCUAAGCUCGGAGUCGCUUGUUGCGUCACAUCUUGUGCUUUGUCAUUUGAACGAUCACAACUAUCCAUUUUAAUAUCUACAUUGUCAGUGAACGGAGGAAUUGUUACUUCUCGAUCAUUAAAGUUGGAUAUCGUGCGUGGUUUCCGUAAGGUUACCGCUUUUAUAAGGUUGGUGGAAUCUUGAGAGGUCAGUCAAUCUGAGCUGCUGCUGGUGCUUCAAUAAGGCUCUUUUUAUUUUUCAGUAUCUUGAGGGAACAAUCCUUAUUGAUGUGCUUCUUAUAGGAAAGCUCUCAGUUACUGACCACAUUACUUGUUUUAUGACCCAAGACAUUCCAGAGAGCAUUUUCGUUGUGGAACACCUUAAUGAGCAACCAAGCGAUCACAUCUCGGGCCUAAUCGUGCUACCGCUGCCAGCAGAUGGCUACCACUGUCGGUGAUUAGCACUUUCUUACAGUUCUUGGUGCUAGCAGAAACGAUGCCUCCUUAGGCUCUCAUGUGGCAAUAAAAAAAAAAUUUUGACAACUGACACAGGUGCAGGUUCUUAAAUUCACAUACCAGUUUAAAAAUACAAAGAAAAAGAGCAUUUUAUGUGUACAGUAACUAAAAGGGUCUGUGCUGGCAUAUUCAUUCUGUAGAGGCUUUUAGGUAGGGCUGGCUAAGUUUGUGGCCAGUCAUUUGUGUUAAAACCUAGGAAGUUCUGCCUCACAAGAUGUUUGUUUGGGUUUAGUUUCCAGGUUUGGCAUAAAUGCGUGGCAGGAGAUGGAGCGUGUAGUAGAUUUGCAGAACACCAGCCACAACAGUACAGUAGCUGUCAAUACAGUCCACAAUUGGUAUGACCAUGUGUUGUAUUUUUUACUACAAUACUACUCAUUAUACAGUACAGUACAUGCUAUACACCAAGAGUUGUGAAUCUUGCUAGAAUGUGCCCCUCUAUGUAAAUACCAAAUUGUGAUAGGCAAAGCACAUGUGUCAAUGCACUUGCAUGUCAAAAGUGUUUGAUUAAACCUCAUAUUCUCUAUAUUGAUUAUUUCUUACCCUAUUUUGAUUAUUUGCCAACAUUAGUCUUGAAGAAGUGCUUUUAUAUGAAAGUCUACCAAAUGUUGUUAAUGAAGUUAGUAUAAAGAAGCAAGAGUUGUGUGUUUUAGUUAGUAAGUUAUAUCUGGGCUGUUGAGGAUGGUAUAUAUCUGGGGAAACUUGAGGUCCUGAAAUAUUGAGAGCCAUUCUGUAUCAACUGGUAUAGUAUAGUGACACAUGUGCAGUUUACACUUAGUCUAUGUGAUGCAGCAGUGUUGUGUGUUUCACAGCAAUAUGGAUUAAGGAUAUGACGGUGACAAACUCCAUUUUCGUGCAGUCUGACCCUCGUGUAAAGGGCGGCUAGCUGUAGUCUCUGAAGAAUUAGAUUAUUACCAGUACAACUUCUCUGCAUAUGUCACUUUACUUUAUUUUAUAUUUUUUUACUGUUGCUUCUAGUUGUCUGCACUUGUCUGUCGAGUCACACAAAACUUUAUCAUUAUUUUCUGUGGGUCAGCUUGCAUCAUCAUCUUUGCUUCUGUAACAUCACUCACACACACAACACAAACACAACCCCACACACACACACACACAAACCAUAUAUAGAUACAGUAAACAUAAAUUUCUGUUAAUUACCCAUAAAAGCAUCCUGGUGACAGUAAGCCUAAGGAAGCUUUUCUCCCUCCCUGGGCUUGGUAGAUGUUUCUUUCCUCCUUCCCUCUAUAAAAUGUCUGGCUUUUGUUCAGAAUUUUGUUUUUCUCUUGUUAAUGAAAAAAAAAAAAAGAUUGAAGAAAAGUUUGUCCUCUUAAAACACUUGGUAGAUAUUGUUUUCCUCUUCCUCUCGAUAUAACUUUUUUUUUAUACAGGUAUUUUUGGUUUUCUUUCUGUUAAUGAAGAAAAAGAAGAUUGAACAUAAGAUUCUCCUCCAAAACACUGUAUCUAUUUCUGGGGAUUUUUACCAUGUAAUUAACUUGCUUGAUCUUAACACAUCUCAGUUUCACAGUUCUGUAUAAAAUGUCUUAAUGUUA